Molecule: messenger RNA, 462 nt
Organism: Porites lobata
Lineage: Eukaryota; Metazoa; Cnidaria; Anthozoa; Scleractinia; Poritidae
Source: the annotation of a GenBank genome assembly
AUGCUUAUUCUAUUAGUUUCCAGUCAACGGGGACAAUCGAUACACUUGCUAGAUCUUCAGCAUGUUACCAUGGAAGAAGAUAAUUAUUCCUUUGACCUCGCUGAGCAUAUCAAGACUAGUACUCCCAGGAGCCCACAUACGAAGAUUGACAUUUCCGUUUAUGAGCCAGACAGUACAAUUUGCCCUUUGGCCUGUCUGAAAGCAUAUAUUAACAAGACAAAGAACUUGCGUAAUAGCGAAACUCAAUUGUUUAUUAGUUAUGUAAGGCCCCACAAACCUGUCUCUCGGGACACGGUUUCAAGGUGGACUAAAGAAACUCUUAGAAUUUGUGGGAUUGAUACCAAUGUGUUCACUGCACAUAGCACAAGGUCAGCAUCUGUUUCCAAAGCAAAUGAAAAGGACGUCCCUAUCCACGAGAUCAUGGCUAACGCGGGCUGGAAGUCCGCAGAGACCUUUUCGUAA